Molecule: messenger RNA, 480 nt
Organism: Alternaria infectoria
Lineage: Eukaryota; Fungi; Ascomycota; Dothideomycetes; Pleosporales; Pleosporaceae
Exons: 2
Coding region: 1-480 (159 amino acids)
Biological process (GO): xylan catabolic process
Molecular function (GO): hydrolase activity, hydrolyzing O-glycosyl compounds
Source: RefSeq, a predicted model, not a curated record
AUGACACAGUUGGGAAGCAGCUCGAAGCCCGUCAAGGUGGCUACUACUCCUUUUGGUCCGAAGGAGGUGGCUCGUUCCGUUGCAACCAACAAGGUGGCGGAAAGUACACGUGCAACUGGUCAGGACAGUCUGGUGGUGGCUUCGUUGCUGGCACAGGUUUCAAGCCUGGGGGUUCGAGGUAAGAGCAGCAACGGGUCCAAGACGAUUUCGAGAGCUGUACUAAUGGAUCGCACUAGGACAGUCAAAUACUCGGGUACAUACGACGCCAAGGGUCCUGGUUACCUCGCCCUCUAUGGCUGGACGCGCAACCCUCUCAUCGAAUACUACAUCAUCGAGUCGUACGACGUCCUCGCCCCAGGUGAGCCUUGGACGCGCAAAGGCAACUUCACUUUUGAAGAAGGCACCUACGAUCUUUGGUGGGAAUUGGCUCUUGACUGGCCUCAAUUUGUGGAGCCGCAGGACAUGGACGCAGUCUUGUAG